Molecule: messenger RNA, 1326 nt
Organism: Salpingoeca rosetta
Lineage: Eukaryota; Choanoflagellata; Craspedida; Salpingoecidae
Exons: 8
Coding region: 364-1326 (320 amino acids)
Biological process (GO): cell surface receptor protein tyrosine kinase signaling pathway
Cellular component (GO): cytoplasm
Source: RefSeq, a predicted model, not a curated record
CACGCCCACACGAAAAACAAACAAAAAGAAAGUGUGGGCGCUGAUUUGGCAUACGCAAGCUGGCGCACGAGCGAGUCACGACCGCUUCCACUUUCUUUUCUCUCCUCUCGCUCUCUGGCUGGGGUGUGGCGGCUCGCACCUCUUUCUUCUCUCUCAAUCACCAUCACCAUCACCAUCACCAGCACCAGCAUCAUUAUCGCAUCAUCGUCAGCCUCUGGCCGUCACACACGAGUGCACGCACACACACACACACAUACACUGAGUUCUUCGACACUCAAACACAACCAAUAACAAGCCAAGCCCCACCCUGCCCUUUGGCCCAUUGACACCACAACACGCCACACACCAUACACAACCACCACCAUGACGGAUCACCUGCAAACCGCACACGCCGAGCACCACGACGCGCCUAUCGGCAGCGCUGGUGGGUUUGCCGUCAUGCGCUAUGGAUACAUGAUCAAGUCGCCGCCGCUCAAGCGCAUCAACCAGCCAACCCUGUGCCGAUGGCGUCGCCGCUAUUUUAUUCUCCGCAAGAACAAGCGCCUGGAGUACUGGUCAGACUCAUCACAGAGGGAACUCAAGGGAUGUGUGGAUUUGAGAGAGGUUUGGCAGAUUGAAGAGGAUGUGGACUAUCGUGGACAGCCAACUUUCUGCUUGAGCACACACGACCGCAAGUACUUUUUCAUCGCUGGCGAUGCCUCGGACAAGCGGGCGUGGCUGACGACGAUUCGGGAGGUGAUUGGCAAGAGCACGUCAAAGUCGUCCUCCACGCCAGCGUCUAUCAAAGACACAUCUGGCACAUCACGCUCCUUCAACACCAGCAGCCACAGGGGGCACACCAACGGCAGGCUCAGCGCGGAAGGCGACAAACCACCGCCGCCGCGACGGUUCCUUGGCUCAAACGACUUCGGUGGCAGCGUCGACUAUGACUCUGAGGAGGACGAGCAGACCGAGGACACGUUCCAGAUGGUGCUCAACCCUCUCCGCGAGGCGGUGGAGCAGACAGACAAUGAAGAGAGCAAUGAGUUCAAGGCCACAUACAACGGCGACCCCAUCAUCCUGCGCAUUGUCUAUCCAAACCUGGAAAUGUGCAGCCCAGAGACGAAGCGCAUGAUUCAGUACUGGCCCAUCACUGCCUUGCGCGGCUACUCUCAGGACGACACGACCUUCCAAAUUGAGGCUGGUCGGCGGUGCCCUGGAGGGGAGGGCUUCUUCAAGUUUGCCCUCACAGAUGGCGGUAACGUCAGUGCAAGCCUUGCUUCCGCCGAAGCCAACCACUCGAUUCGACGAGAAAGCAUGUAUGGCACCGUUGGCCGUAAAUUCUAG